AUGGAAUCAAUAAUAGCUGUAUUAAUUGGACAAUCUCAUAUUCAUUUCUUCAGAGAGAAUACAAUGUAUUUUUUUUUAUCUCUUGCUUGUAAUACCUGGUGCUUUAAUUUGAAUAAACAUUCAUUGCAAGUAAAUUUUAUUAAACUGUUUUAGAAAAUAUUUUGGCCGUACUUUCUAAUGUAUUAUGUAUAGGAACAGACAGUUUUUUUUUAUAAGUGUCAAUGUACAGUUACAAAUACGUGUAAUUAGUAAAAUGACAAGUUAACUCUGAUUUUUUUCAUAUCAAAAUAAUAAAUUUUUUUCUUAGUUAUCCAUUGUUAUUGGAUCAUUUAUCUUCUUUUAAUAAAAGAAAAAGAGUAAAUAGAUUGGUUGAAACUUUUAUUAAAUCUAGGAAAAUGCUAAAAUAUAUAACAGUAUAGCAACUAUUAUUACACUGAAUAUUUCUUAUUGCAGAUUAUAAUUACCAAUUCACAGCAUCUCAUGUUGCACUUGCUCAUGUUUGCUCAACUUCGCAAAGAUACUUACGACUGUCUGUCCUUAUGAGUAUCUUUUGAAGUACAGUGGAAGUAAUAAUCUGUUAAUUUUACUCAAAGGAGGAUGCCAGUAACUAAACGUAUUCUAUACUUUUCGCGAUCUGACGGCGGUAGCCAAAGUCCAUUACUUGUGGAAGAAGAAGAAUCAGUUGGUGCACCUCACAGUCCACGCAGCAAACAUAAUCACAAUUGUACACAUGCUAACCCUCAUAGGUCCCAUAGUUAUCGCCAUGAGAAACCAAAACAGUUAAUAAAAUAUGGAGAAUUAGUUAUUCUUGGUUACAAUGGAUUCCUCCCACAAGGAGAUAGAGGAAGAAGAAGAAGUAAGUUCGUUUUGUUUAAACGGCCUGUACCGAAUGGUGUGAAACGCAGUAAACAUUACAUCGUUAAAACACCCCAUAGUUCACAAGCUAUUCUUAAUACAAAGCAACAUUCGAUAUCGUAUACUCUUUCUCGAACCCAAGCCGUUAUUGUGGAGUAUACCGAAGAUGAAGAAACUGAUAUGUUUCAGGUUGGACGUUCUUCUGAAUCUCCUAUCGAUUUUGUCGUCAUGGACACAUGUGCAGGCGGUAGCAGCGGCGAUGGUUCUAACGAGGGACGUGUUGCUCAAAGUACAAUUAGUAGGUUUGCCUGUCGAAUUCUCGCCGACCGAUCAGACCCUACGAUUGCGAGAAUAUACGCUGCAGGUUUCGACAGUUCGAGAAAUAUCUUCUUAGGGGAAAAAGCAACAAAAUGGCAAGAAAAUCGUGAAAUCGAUGGACUCACGACAAAUGGCGUUUUAAUAAUGCAUCCACGGGGACAGUUCUGCGGCGGUGAAGCGCAAUGUGGUUUCUGGAGGGAAGUCAGCGUAGGCGGAGGUGUUUUUUCGCUAAGGGAAAGUCGAAGUGCCCAACAAAAGGGAAACGUCGUAGAAGAUGAGAAUAAUAUUUUGCAAGAUGGAACUUUAAUCGAUCUCUGUGGUGCCACGUUACUUUGGAGAUCGGCCGAAGGUCUAGCAAAGUCACCAACAAAGCACGAUUUGGAAGAACUGGUCGACGCUAUAAAUGCGGGAAGACCACAAUGUCCAGUUGGUUUAAAUACACUAGUUAUACCACGUAAAGCAGCUGCCGAUUCAACGCAACAGCAACCGUAUGUUUAUUUAAAAUGUGGACAUGUACAAGGUCUCCACGAUUGGGGUCAAGAAAAAGACAAAGCCACAAAAAGAUGCCCAAUGUGUCUAGUAGCUGGUGCAGUAGUUAAACUCUCUAUGGGUAUCGAACCUGCAUUUUACGUUGAUAGUGGCCCGCCUACUUAUGCAUUUAGGCCUUGUGGACACAUGGCUACAGAGAAAACUGUUAAAUAUUGGGAGAAAGUUGCAAUUCCACAUGGUACAAAUGGUUAUAUUGCAAUUUGUCCGUUCUGCGCAGUCCCUCUCGAAGGAACGCCAGGAUACGUUAAACUGAUUUUCCAAGAUAAUGUAGAUUGAGAUUCGUUUAUUGUAAGGUCGUGAGUAUGUGUAGAAACUAUUAACUUCUUAUAAAGUGCAAGGACUACCGAAAUUAAUAAAAUGUAAAUAAUCUUAAUGCGAUAUAUGUAUAUAUAUAUAUAUA
Molecule: messenger RNA, 2122 nt
Organism: Heterotrigona itama
Lineage: Eukaryota; Metazoa; Arthropoda; Insecta; Hymenoptera; Apidae
Source: the annotation of a GenBank genome assembly